Messenger RNA from Microcebus murinus (gray mouse lemur), 3584 nucleotides. The record is from RefSeq and is a predicted model, not a curated record. Lineage: Eukaryota; Metazoa; Chordata; Mammalia; Primates; Cheirogaleidae.
GUCUCAAAAAAAGAGUUUCUCAUAAUGAAUUGAUGAUCUUAAAAUUUAUUUCACUUGUAUAGGAUUUCUCUUAUUUCUCCAAGUUGAACUGGACACACCAUUAAAGAGCAAUUAGACUUGUAGUGACUAGAGUAAAAAUAUAGAUCAAAAUCUACAUGUUCAAGGUGCUGUUAAGCUUAUAAGGAAGUGAUUGUGGAUAAAGACUUAAAGUUCUGAAAACCAAGUUGAGUGGAGACCACAGAAUUAUACAUGAACCUGUAAAUUGAAUAUAUAUCUCUAGUGCUGUCAGUCUCACCCAUUGUCCUGUACAUGUGGGAUGUUUUAGGACUCCGUAGCUUUUGAGGAUGUGUCUGUGAACUUCACCCAGGAAGAGUGGGCUUUGCUGGAUCCUUCACAGAAGAAACUCUACAAAGAUGUGAUGCGGGAAACAUUCAAGAACCUGGCCUCUAUAGGGAAAAAAUGGGAAGACCAGAACACUGAAGAUCAGUACAAAAAUCAGGAGAGAAAUCUAAGAAGCCAUAUGAUUGAGAGACUCUGUGAAAGUAAAGAAGGUGAUCAGUGUGGAGAAACCUUCAGUCCAAAUCUCACUUUGGCAAAGCAGACUACUGAAGUAAAACCAUAUGAAUGUAGUGUGUGUGGAAAAGCAUUCAUGCGUCGUUCAUCCCUUACAAGACAUGUGAGGUCUCACACUGGACUCAAACUAGAUGAGAAGCCAUAUAAAUGUAAGGAAUGUGGGAAAGCCUUUAGUUAUCUCAAAUCUUUUCAAAGACAUGAAAAGUCUCACACUGGAGAAAAACCUUAUAGAUGUAAACAAUGUGGAAAAACCUUCAUAUAUCACCAACCCUUUCAAACACAUGUACGGACUCACACUGGAGAGAAACCCUAUCAAUGUAAGCAAUGUGGCAAAGCUCUCAGUUGUCCCAGUUCUCUUCGAAUUCAUGAAAGAAUUCACACUGGAGAAAAGCCCUAUGAAUGUAAGAAAUGUGGGAAAGCAUUCAGUUGUCCCAGUUCUAUUCGAAUACAUGAAAGAACUCACACUGGAGAGAAACCCUAUGAAUGUAAGGAAUGUGGCAAAGCCUUCAUUUCCCACACAAGUGUUCAAACACACAUGAUAACACACAAUGGAGAUAGACCUUAUAAAUGUAAGGAAUGUGGGAAGGCAUUCAUUUUUCCCAGUUUUUUACGAGUACAUGAAAGAAUUCACACUGGAGAGAAACCCUACAAAUGUAAACAAUGUGGUAAAGCCUUCAGAUGUUCCACUUCCGUUCAGAUUCAUGAAAGAACGCAUACAGGAGAGAAACCUUAUAAAUGUAAGGAAUGUGGGAAAUGCUUCAGUGCUCGUCCAGCCUUUCGAGUACACCUGAGAGUGCAUACUGGAGAGAAACCCUAUCAAUGUAAAGAAUGUGGGAAAGCCUUUAGUCGUACCAGUUACUUUCGAAUACAUGAAAGGACUCACACUGGAGAAAAACCAUAUGAAUGUAAAAAAUGUGGUAAAACCUUUAAUUAUCCUCUAGAUUUGCAAAUACAUGAAAGAAAUCACACUGGAGAAAAACCCUAUGAAUGUAAGGAAUGUACAAAAGCCUUCAUUUCUCUUGAAAACUUUCGAAGACAUAUGAUAACGCAUACUGGAGAUGGACCCUAUAAAUGUAUGGAAUGUGGGAAAGCAUUCAUUUUUCCUAGUGCAUUACGAACACAUGAAAGAACUCAUACUGGAGAGAAACCCUAUGAAUGUAAACAAUGUGGAAAAGCCUUUAGUUGUUCUGGUUAUGUUCAAAUACAUGAAAGAACUCAUACUGGGGAGAAACCCUAUGAAUGUAAGGAGUGUGGGAAAGCCUUCAUUUAUCCUACAAGCUUUCAAGGACACAUAAGAAUGCAUACAGGAGAGAAACCCUAUAAAUGUAAAGAAUGUGGGAAAGCAUUUAGUCUUCACAGUUCCUUUCAAAGACAUGAAAGAAUUCACAGUGGAGAGAAACCUCUUGAAUGUAAACAAUGCGGAAAAGCCUUCAGUUUGUCCACAUCCUUAAAAAAACAUGCAAGAAUGCACAUUGGAUAGAAACCCUACAAAUGUGAGAAGAAGGGGAAAGUUUUUAAUUUUAAUAAGCACUGUCAAAUUUGUGAAAAUUCCCACUAUAGAGAAAUCCUAUAGAUGUAAUUAACGUGGAAAGCUAGAUGCAAGGUAAUUCAUGGACAGUCAGAUGCCACAUAAUGAAAACCACAUAGACAAUACUGGUCCCAUAAGAUUAUAAUAGAGCUGAAAUUUUUCUAUCACCUAGUGAUAUAGCAGUUGUGACAUCACAAUAGAAGACAUUACUCAAGUCUUUGGUGUUGCUGUUGUAAACAAACCUGCAUUUCCAGUUGCGUGAAAGUAUACCACAUAUUAUAUGCAAGACAUGACACAUGGUGAUAAGUGACUAUAUUACUGGCAUAUAUAUUUACUAUACUUUGUUAUUUUAGAAUAUAACCUAUUUAUUAAAAACAAAAAAGUUAACUGUAAAACAGCCUCAGGCAGGUCCUUCAGGAGAUAAUCCAGGAGGAAUUCUUAUCAUAGGAGAUGACAGUUCCAUGUGUAUUACUGACCCUAGACAACCCUCCAGUUGUCCAACUGGAGACCUUCCAGUUGGACAAGAUAAGGAAGUAGAAGAUGGUGAUAUUAAUGGCCCACACCCCAUGUAGGCUUAGGCUACGUGUGUGUGUCUUCAUUUUAACAGAAAAGUUUACAAAGUUAUAUAUGUUGCAAAAUAUUUAGUAGAAAACAUAAUAAGUCUGUAAAAUAGGAAAAUAUUUUUGUACAGCUAUACAAUGUAUGUUUUAAGUGUUAUUACAAAACAGUCAAAAAGUUUAAGGAAUCUUAAAGCUUAUAAAGUAUUAAUCAAGGAGUUACUGUAAGCCAAGCUUAAUUUUACUACUUCAGAAGGAAAACUAUUUUUUUAUAAAUGUAGUGUAACAUAAGUAUACAGUGUUUAUAAAGUCUACAUUAGUGUACAGUAAUGUUCUAGGCCUUCACAAUCCCUCACUAAUUCACCCAGAGCAACUUCCAGUCCUCAAACUCCAUUCAUGAUAAAUGCCCUAUAUAGGUAUACCCUUUUUUUUAUGUUUUAUGCUGUAUUUUUCCUGUACCUCUUCUAUGUUUAAGUAUGUUUAGAUACACAAAUACUGUGUUGCAAUUGCCUGCAGUAUUCAGUACAGUGACAUGCUGCUAGCAACAGCUCUACCAUACAGCCUAGGUUUAUAGUAGGUUAUACCAUCUAGGUCUGUGUAAGUAUACCCCAUGGUGUUUGCACAAAGACGAAAUUGCCUAAUGAUGGAUUUCUCAGAAUAUAUCCCCAUUGUUAAGCAGUGCAUGACUGUAUAAUGCUCCAGAAAAAUCACAACUUGAAGAAAAUGUUAUGAAAGUCAAAAAUAUUUUUAUCAGUUGCUCAUUAUUAAGGUUCAUCUCUGGACUAUGGACUGCUACUUCUUACUUUUGCAAGGAAGCUUUGAAGUGAGAUAGUUCUGUAGAUACUAUUAAGCAAUAGUCCAAGCGUUUAAAAGGUGGUGUUUUCUCAUGAAAUCAAUAAACUUUUUUCUCUAUUUUGACAUCUGGA